ACCUUCAUGGUCAUCCUGUUCACGCCAGCCCUCGCGUCAAUUGACUGCUUCAAAUGCGUGUCUGUGAACGGCGAGAACCGAGCCUGUGAAGACCCUUUCCACAACAACUACUCCACCAGCAUCCUCGAGAGCCCCUGCAUGGCCGGCCGCAAGAACAGAGAAGGGCUCUUUCCUGCUACAGCCUGCAUCAAACUCGCCGGGGAAUACGCAGACACUGGCGUGAGCGUCGUGGUGCGGGACUGCGCCCUGGACAGCGGAACACUGACCACCGACACCGAGAUCAUCCGCAUGUCGCACUGCGGCAGCUUCAAGCUCGAAGGAAAGUACGUACGUGGUUGCCUGCGAAGCUGUGACGAUGCCGAUGGCUGCAAUUCUGCUGCAUCGUCGUUCCUGAAUUUCGGUCUUCUUCUCCUAACUGUUUUGGUGGCGCACAAUGUCCGACGCUGAAAUGAUGAACUACAGAUUAUUCGGUUUAUUUGCUGUUAUCCUUUAUCGUCUCAACGUCGUAUGUCAGAUCACUAGCUGACUUCACGCCUAAGUUUUGGAAUCUUUGGAAGAAUUUCUUUAGUGUUGCAUGUACUCAUGAUUGGAUGCAAUUUGUAAGAUAUCUCAGUUUGAUCCAUUAGCCUUGGGCUUAAGAUAUCUUUAUCGCACAGCCUCCU
This is a messenger RNA of Hyalella azteca, 662 nucleotides long. RefSeq lists its product as uncharacterized. The record is from RefSeq and is a predicted model, not a curated record. NCBI's taxonomy places the organism in Eukaryota, Metazoa, Arthropoda, Malacostraca, Amphipoda, Hyalellidae. Gene Ontology annotation, biological process: positive regulation of voltage-gated potassium channel activity; regulation of synaptic transmission, cholinergic; sleep. The transcript has 4 exons. The coding region runs from base 7 to 447 and encodes 146 amino acids.